AUGAAUCCUCCCUCUACAAAGGUCUCCUGGGCCACCGUGACGCUGCUGCUGCUGCUGCUGUUGCUGCCGCCUGCACUGCUGUCGCCCGGGGCGGUCGCGCAGCCUCUGCCCGACUGCUGCCGUCAGAAGACGUGCUCCUGCCGCCUCUACGAGCUACUGCACGGCGCGGGCAAUCACGCGGCCGGCAUCCUCACGCUGGGCAAGCGGCGGCCGGGGCCCCCGGGCCUCCAGGGCCGGUUGCAGCGCCUCCUGCAGGCCAGUGGCAACCACGCGGCCGGCAUCCUGACCAUGGGCCGCCGCGCAGGCGCAGAGUCAGCGCCGCGCCCCUGCCCCGGGCGCCGGUGUCCCGCUGAGGCCACCUCGUCUGUCGCGCCCGGGGGACGGUCCGGGGUCUGA
Balaenoptera ricei (Rice's whale) is the source of this 396-nucleotide messenger RNA. It is a transcript of the gene HCRT, whose product is annotated as hypocretin neuropeptide precursor. Lineage: Eukaryota; Metazoa; Chordata; Mammalia; Artiodactyla; Balaenopteridae. The transcript has 2 exons. The coding region runs from base 1 to 396 and encodes 131 amino acids. The record is from RefSeq and is a predicted model, not a curated record. Gene Ontology annotation, biological process: neuropeptide signaling pathway; feeding behavior.